UCUGCAGCCAAUCGUGAAACAGAUUCCUCCGGUUCCAAAUCCUGACAAUCGGAAAAGAAGCAGCAACAGAGAAAUCAGACUCCCGACAGAAUUCCCGAUCGAAUCAUCCGCCAAAUUAUCAACAGGUGUUACCCAUAUCAACACCGACGAGCUUGCGAGCGGCUUAGCUCCGCUCCAGUUUGAAGCUCGAAGCGCCUUUAGGUCAAUCCGAGCGGUUUCUUCCGCCGUUCCUACAUCCUCUCCCGACAGUAGCUUAGACUCGCCGGAACCUAAUCCCUUUCGAAUCUCGUCGUCGGGAGUGGAGGAUUCGGAGGGGCCGAUAUCUCUACCAUCUGCUAGCGCGGGAGCAGAAAUUCAUAGAAGUGCGGAGUUCUCUAGAUCCACCAGUGAUGGGUACGAAGCCUCUGGAGGUGAAGAUAGUGAUAUAAUUCCAUCGAGAAUCGUGCACAGAUCAUUAAACUGGUCGAAUGUGAUCUUCAACUCCGAUCGCGGUGAGAGGAUUGCGAGCAGACGAAUUGGAUAAGGGGGGACAGAUUAGGAAAGCGUUCUCUGCUUCGUUUGGCUAAGAAGAGGAUUCUUAUCUGAUCUGCCAUUGAUGCACUCAAUCAGAAGCUGAUUCCUUCCUCUUUCUUGUGGUUAGAACUAAAACUGUGUUGGUUCUGUGAAGAAGUUUGAGGUCAGGAUGUCUUAUUGUCAUGUUCUUAUUGCUACUGUAUUAUUUUUCAAUGAGAUUCCAAUUAUCUUUUGAUAUUUCAUUCUGCAUGUUGAUAAUUGCAUGGGCUUAUAAUUUGGGAUUAAGUGGAAUGGCCAGUACAUAAUUAAUGGAUUAU
Phalaenopsis equestris is the source of this 830-nucleotide messenger RNA. Its product is annotated as probable protein S-acyltransferase 22. NCBI's taxonomy places the organism in Eukaryota, Viridiplantae, Streptophyta, Magnoliopsida, Asparagales, Orchidaceae. The record is from RefSeq and is a predicted model, not a curated record.